AUGCAGCGAGACGUGAUCAAGUGGGUGCAGUCUCUCGACCUCUCUGCGCCGAUUCAAAACCCAAAGCGUGACUUGGCCACAGGCCACCUUGCGGCGGAGAUCGUGGCGCGCUAUAGCGGCACCAAGUACCUAGACCUCCACCGACUUCCCAACGGCGCCGCGGCGGCCACGAAGCGCGAUGUGUGGUCACAGGUGUACCGCGCGCUGCAGCAACUCAGCUGCACGACUGUAACGCAGCCGCUGAUUGAUGCGGUGCUGCAACGGGAGCCGAACGCAGCACUCACAGUUCUCGAGCACCUAUACGAACACUUUACUGGCCAGAUGCUGUCGAUGCGCGGCUUAGAUGCUGUGGGGACAACUGAAGACGCGUAUGUGCAGCCUGGAAAUGCCACCCGCACGGCGAGGCUGCUGAAGGUGACAUGUAGGAAUCCGAACAGCUUCAGCAUCGGCGCUAAGGGGGAGUCCUCCAACGCAAAGGCGUUGCUAUUCGAUCCUAUCCUCAGUACUUCACCGCUGGCCAGGGCUAAUCGCGGUUGUUCGCCGACGAACGUGAUAUACUCAGCCCACGACACGGCGGCAGACGGGUUUGACACCGAGACUGCUGCUGGCAAUGACUCGACACGAGCCCUGCAGCACAGACUGGCCCUUAUCGACAACAGCGAGCUCGCCGGUGGGGCGAAUGCGCUGCAGGCGUACCCGCAUUACGCCAGACCAACCGCCAGCACUCUCGUCCAUACCGCCAGCGGCAGCCGCAAGGACGUCGUGUUGGACAGGCCCAAGUACACGGCGGACGAGGCUCUCCAGCGACAGCAGAACACCCGUAUUGUUCAACAGCACACCGUGGUGCAGCGGCUGCAAGGGGAGACCCACGGAGAGGCUUUGGCGAGCCCAUUACGCACGCAAGCAGACACCACAGCAUGGGCGACAGAUGCGUCCUUGUCGCCUCCGUCGCCGCUGCACAAUGAGGCCGCGUUGUACGCAGGCAAAGGCGCCACUGCCACGGCGUCUCUUACGGCGCUGUACCGCGGCCGCUUCUACCGACAACCCGAUGCACCGACAACGACAAGAACCCCCAAGGCGUCCACCCUUUCCCGAAAGGCGAAAAAUGACAAGCGGGAGGAGGCAGGUGCCAGGCGCCAGCGCGGCGCCGUAGCGGCAUCGUCUGCGGAUCACAUCACCAUUCUUGAAGACACGGUGGACCACAAUGGGGCUGCAGCUCCUGGCAACCCGCUCUCCACGCCCGAGUACCUUGGCAGUGUCAGCAGUGGUGGCGGCACGGAUGGACCUCGCGUCGUGCCUAAGCUGCCCGUGAGGGUUUAUUCAGACUCCCUCCAAACUGCCCUGGCGCGACGCUGCAGUCAAGCAAACCUACAAGAGCGCGCCACAGCUUUGUCGCGUGAGCACUUUGCCAAGCACAACUACGCCAUACGUCCUGCCCUUAGCGACAUCCUCGCGGAUGUGCUAGCCGCGCACAAGCAGCUGCAGCGGCUCUUCGAUUGCUGUGUUGAAGAUGGCAACAGCGAGGUGCUCGACAACGUUCUGGGGCAUCUACUUGCCCACCGAGACGAAUUCCCUCCCGCAUGCAUACAGGCCUGCUGGCAAGCACUCGGGCAACACGUUGACGGCCUCGUGGCCUUACUCCAGAGGAACCCCGAUGAGUACGGUUAUCUUAUGGAGUCCUUGACAUUUGCGUUCAGUCGUGAGGCGGCCCAGGUCCCGCUUCUUCACAUAUCGCAAGCUGUCAUUGUGUCUGGAGACGUGGAUGAUGCUGAGCAAGAGAAAAUUGCCGCAACAACGGACGCGUCACUGCUGGUGCUAUCCCUCCCACCGACGCGGCGCAGCACUGCAAUCUCGAGUGGGGGCGGCGUUGGUGUUGGGUGCGCUGCCGCUGCCGCUGCCUCGACCGCCCGAUGCCGCUCUCCACUCCGUGGAACAGCGUCGGCGGCUGAAGGCGACCUCGUCAGCCCACGACAACGACAGAGCCUCAGUGAAGCACUCCUCACGGCGACACACCGCGCGGCAUCUGCGGCGGGCGGGUCCUUCCAUGUCCCUCCCGUGGCGCCGUUGUCGUCGUCACGCCAGAUGGCCAUCAUCGACACCCGCGACGGCUUGUCGGUCGCUUGCGCCUUCAGCUUUCUCUACCGCCUCGCGCGCCAGCUCGACGUGCGGACUGCGGCCUACGUACUGGAGCGGUACAUGUUGCGCAGCGCCAAGCCGUUUCUUCUGCGUCACGGCACCGUGGCCGUCCGCGAGGCCGUUGCUCGCAUUGUGAGUGCGACGUUUGUGCCGGCGCCACCAAAGGACGCCGCUACUGCCGAAGUCGUCGACAGCGAGGCGGCGGCGAUUGCGGCGGCGGAGUCUGAGGAGGCCUUUGCCCAGUUCCUCACAGGUACGUUGGCACAUACCCUGCUGGUGUCCUCGCCGACCGCAUGGAACGAUAACUGCGGUACGGCAUCCACGUCAUCCGGUGACGUCCUCCAGAACAGCCCGGCAAAGUGCGACGUACAUCGCACACACCCGUUGCAGCUACGCGUGCAGCGUACGUACUGGCUCGUCGUUCUUCACGCUGUUGCCGACUACCCCUACGCCACUGAUAAUGGAAGGGCUGCGCACUCCGACGCUAAUGGGCCGCUCGCCACUUGUGUGCGGAAAGGGGCAAUGUCGUGCUUGUUGUGUACCGAUGCAGACCUUCUCACCAUUGGUGUGGGCCUCACAGUAGAGUACAGCGAACGAUGGCUACCCCGCGAUAUGGCGCCACGUGGCUUGACCUUUGACAACGCCGUGACAUACGCGCGCGACCUAUUGUCCCAUGUGCUUCCCCCUCUCGGCAGCGCAGGGAACCAGCUCUCGGCCCCAUGGUGGGACACGCAGACGACGAACAUGUGGGAGUGUCGGUUGAUGGUUCUGCGACUGUGCAACGCUCUUCUCGCCCACCCACUCUUUGCUGCUGCAGGGGAGCCCUCCAAGGCCAGCACCGAAGGCAGCAGCGAUGAUGACAGUGCGGUGCCUCGCAGCUGGCGUACCAUCGUCGACACCGCUGCUGCUAAGUGCCUCUGGACGUUUGCCAAGACCCCGUCAUGGCAGUUGCAGUUGGCACUGGGUGUGACGGCCAAAUCAGUCGACCAGACCUUGACGCCUGCCCUGACCAACACGUGGCGCCAACUGCUCCUCGGUAUUCCAGCAGCCUCAUUACUGACGCAGCUACUUCCGUAUGAUGAAUCACCAGUGCGCCUGCGGAUCCUGCGCCCACUACAGUUAGCGGAGGGUAUCAAGUACGAGGCGGAGAACGACGGGCGCAAGGCUCCACAGUCGAGCGCUCGUCAACAGCUGACGCUGAUAUCGUCCACUAAGAACAAUCGCGCAGUUCCGUUGCAGAGCGCCACUUCAGCGCUCGCCGGGGAGCCGGAAUCCUGGACGUUGGCGCCGGCGAUGGACAACGGGGACAACUCGCGCGACCUCGGCACCCGUGCCACCGCUGAGUCGGCGCUGCACCUCGUGUGGGGCCGCGUCCUAUCCGCCUAUGCGGUGUUGCCUCUUAACCAGACAUGGAAUGCUCAGGGUGUGGUGGAUGCGGUACUGCCACCGCUGCCUGUCAGUGGCGGUACCGCUCCCACGUCGUCACCUCCAGCAGCACUUGCCACGGCGCCAGCCCUUCCACUACUCGUCAUGGCGGCCGCGUUGCUCAGCCCACCCACUACCGUGACAACGACAGCGCCUGCUGCAGUGUCGAUGGACUCGCCGCUUGGGCUCUCGACAUCUUUUGUCGAUGAUGUACCGGUGGACAUCGACGAGCCAAAUGGAGCCUUCUGGCUCGAGGCGCUCCGUCGUGCCUGGCCGCUGUUUCAGGCUUGUGGUGCGUCGCAGGUCUCCAUGAAGCAGCGAGCGCCAAGAAACGUCACCGAGGAGACGUCACCGCAAAGUGGUGAUGACGAGGAGAUGGCAGCCUUAUCAACGGGCUCGACUACCGUGGGUAGUGCUGGCCUUGGAGUGCACCUGGAGGACUUGAGGACCGUCGUACUCUCUCUUUUCCUCCGCUUUGCAGACGACGCUGCCGUUGCCUCGGCAAUGGCCGCAGCGGCCGGGAACGGGGCCGAGCUAUGCGGGUGUGCCAUUCGCUGGGCGGAGGAGCUGUGCAGCGACGCGCCCACAGCGGUGGAGCAACCACAGUAA
Molecule: messenger RNA, 4170 nt
Organism: Leishmania braziliensis MHOM/BR/75/M2904
Lineage: Eukaryota; Euglenozoa; Kinetoplastea; Trypanosomatida; Trypanosomatidae
Exons: 1
Coding region: 1-4170 (1389 amino acids)
Biological process (GO): regulation of cytoskeleton organization
Cellular component (GO): axoneme
Molecular function (GO): microtubule binding
Source: RefSeq, a predicted model, not a curated record